GAAGCGGUUAAAGUAGUGACUGAACCACUGGUGCCGCCACUCGACCACCAGAUUCUAGUGAAGACAGUCUACGCGGGAGUGAAUGCAACCGAUGUUCUCACUUAUGAUAUACCUCACGGCGCCGGUUAUGAGGCAUUAGGAGUGGUAGAGGCCGUUGGCAAACACAUCUCCGACUUUACUAUCGGACAGACGGUGUUGUUUCUGUUUGGCGAUGAUCUUAAUCUGAGAGCUUAUGCUGAAUAUAUAUACGCUAAGAGUGAGGAAUUAACACCAGUUCCGAGUCUUAAGCCAGAGUUCAUAGCAUUACCUGUCAAUGCAAUGACUGCCUCUAUUGGAUUGGAUGUGGCCGGAUUUAUUAAGAAAACUGAUAAAGUAUUAGUGACCGCAGCCGCCGGUGGAACCGGUCUUAUGGCUGUCCAAUGGGCCAAAAAGAAGGGCUCAUAUGUUAUAGGAAUGACAUCAACAGAAGAGAAAACAAAGUUGUUGAAAGAGUUGGGAACCGAUCGAGUGAUCAAUUAUAAGACAGAGAAUUUGGAUGAAGUGCUAACCGAAGAGUUUCCGGAAGGAGUGGAUGUGAUUUGGGAGACAAUCGGUGGCCAAGUAUUGGAGAAUCUGUAUAACCAUUUGGCACCAAUGGGUCGACUGGUUAUAGUCGGCGGAACUCCUGGUUAUAAGGAUGAGGACAAUAGCGAUAAUAUUAUCAAAAUUCCUGAUCUCGCACUUCGAAUUUUGGCCAAAAGUCAAGUGAAGGAAAAUUCAAUGGAAUUAAUUCUGUGGUCAGAGGAGUGGAGUAUUUGCAUUCUGGACGUAACAUUGGAAAAGUAAUCGUUAAAAUACAAAAUCCGUAAAAUAAAUGUUGAUGUACGGAU
This is a messenger RNA of Medioppia subpectinata, 869 nucleotides long. The record is from the annotation of a GenBank genome assembly. NCBI's taxonomy places the organism in Eukaryota, Metazoa, Arthropoda, Arachnida, Sarcoptiformes, Oppiidae.